Molecule: messenger RNA, 1750 nt
Organism: Chrysemys picta bellii (western painted turtle)
Lineage: Eukaryota; Metazoa; Chordata; Testudines; Emydidae
Source: RefSeq, a predicted model, not a curated record
CCUCGAUUUGCAAUUCUGGGCUCUGCCUCCCAGGCUCCGGAGGAGGCGCCGCUCCCCCCGCCCCACCCCCCGAGAGCGGAGGAGGAGAUCGCAGCCUGGCUGAGCCCGGCUCGGGGGCCACAGCGCAGCUGGCUCCCCGCGUGGCGCGCAGGUGCUGGCUCCGGGCGGCGCGGGGCGAGGGCGGCCGGCUGGCCAUGACCGGCGGGCCCUAUGCGGAGUGCGGGGCGCUGGGCAGGACCGCGGCGGGGCGGCGGUUCCCAGGGGGCCAAGUCUUUCCCGAAGGAGCUGGCGGGGGGCGCCUGUCCCGUCCCGAGCCGCAGCACACGGGCAGCAGCCGCCGCUGUCACCGGCAUGUCUGCGGGACGGCUCCUGCCUGCGCGCCCGGGAGGCUCCCUGCACGGAUCCCCCCGGCUGCAGGAGCCCUGACGGAGGAGGCGAAGCUCGGCCGGGUUUGAAAGUUUGCCAGACACCCGCUAGGUUUAAUUGCGGUCAAGAUCCGCGGGGCGGCGGGGGGCUGUUUCCCAGCAUGGGAGACAGGCGGCCGGAGACUCACGCCAGCUCUUCCCCUGCCGUGGCUGCCAGCUCCGAAGCAGAAGAAAUAGAGGUUUUGGAGUCGGAGGAUGUCUUGCCUAUGGCCACAGAGGAUCACUGGAAAGCUCUGUUUGAUCAGUUUGACCCCGAGAGCACUGGCUACAUCAGCACUGAGAAAUUCCGAAACCUCCUCCAAAGACACGGCUCUGAGCUGGACCCACACAAACUGGAGGUGCUCUUGGCCUUGGCAGACAAUAAUUCAGACGGGAAGAUCUGUUACCAGGACUUCGUCAACCUGAUGAGCAACAAAAGGUCCAAUAGCUUCCGCCAAGCCAUUCUGCAGGGGAACAGGAGGCUGUGCAGCAAGGCACUGCUGGAGGAGUCAGGACUAAGCCUGUCCCAGAGGCUAAUUCGACACGUUGCGUAUGAGACCCUGCCACGCGAGAUAGACCGGAAGUGGUACUACGACAGUUACACCUGCUGUCCUCCACCCUGGUUCAUGAUUGCCAUCACCAUUGUAGAGGUUGCCUUUUUUCUUUACAACGGAGUGGUAUUAGACAGAUUUGUGCUGCAAGUCACCCAUCCUUUAUACCUGAAGAACUCAUUAGUGUAUCAUCCUCAGCUCCGUGCUCAGGCUUGGAGGUACCUAACCUACAUAUUCAUGCAUGCCGGGAUAGAACACCUUGGACUCAAUGUUGUUCUUCAGCUUCUGGUUGGGGUUCCCCUCGAAAUGGUACAUGGAGCAGCAAGGAUUGGCUUCGUCUACAUUGCUGGAGUUGUAGCAGGUUCCCUGGCGGUAUCGGUAGCUGACAUGACUGCGCCAGUGGUGGGUUCCUCUGGAGGGGUUUAUGCGCUUAUUUCUGCUCAUCUGGCCAACAUAGUAAUGGUAAGUACCAGAACGAUUGUCAAGCCUAUUCGAAAGGGAAUAAAUUCUGGGAGACUAGAUGGCUCUGGGCAGAUUGGUAGUGGGGCCUAAAUCAGCAGUCUGAAUCCAGCCUGGGUCAAUAGUGACAAAUAUGGUCACAAUUGGAUGAUUGCUUGUCAGCCUGCCAAGGAUGUGAAUGGGCCAGAAAGAAUGAAUUGCCCUCUUGCCCCUAGAGGUGAUCCCUCUGCCCCAGAGUUGAGGUACAUUGGUUGGAGGGGCACAGUGUAUGUGGGAAGCUUUCAGCGCCCCUGUCCAUGCACUUCUUCGGUGCAUAGAGGACUUCAGUUUCAAUCU